Aspergillus saccharolyticus JOP 1030-1 is the source of this 1428-nucleotide messenger RNA. Its product is annotated as Mo25 family protein. The coding region runs from base 107 to 1258 and encodes 383 amino acids. NCBI's taxonomy places the organism in Eukaryota, Fungi, Ascomycota, Eurotiomycetes, Eurotiales, Aspergillaceae. Gene Ontology annotation, biological process: intracellular signal transduction. Gene Ontology annotation, molecular function: protein serine/threonine kinase activator activity. The record is from RefSeq and is a predicted model, not a curated record. The transcript is spliced from 5 exons.
UUGAUGCCCCAUACAUGAGCUGAAUCCGAGCGACCCUGCGCAGCGACUGCUCUAUUUCCCUUCUACAGGCUGUUUUGGUUGCGCCGGCAAUACAAAACAAUCAAGCAUGGCUUUCUUCUUCAAUCGCGGUCGAUCCCGCCAGCCUUCUGAUCUUGUCCGGACAAUCAAAGACACGUUGGUGCGGAUUCGGGAGAAUCCCUCGAAUAACCAGGAAGCGGAAAAACCGCUGGCUCAAAUGAAAGUGAUUGUUCAAGGAACGCAAGAUGUCGAGGUCUCCCCUGAUCAGGUUCAGUCUUUGAUCCAGGCGGCCUUACAGGAGGACUUGCUUUAUGAUCUAGCCCGCAGCCUUCAUCUACUUCCUUUUGAAGCUCGGAAAGACACCCAAGCCAUCUUUUCGCAUAUCCUACGUUUCAGGCCCGCCAAUGCUAGCUCAAACCAGAAUGACCCGCCCGUCAUCUCUUAUAUAGUUCAUAACCGACCCGAGGUAAUCAUUGAAUUGUGCAAGGGCUACGAGCACAGCGAAAGUGCAAUGCCGUGUGGCGUAAUUCUGCGAGAGGCUCUGAAGUUCGACGUCAUUGCGGCCAUCAUCCUAUAUGACCAGUCAGGAGAUGGAGAGCCCGCGAUCAAACUUACGGAGGUUCAGCCCGCUGUGCCCCAGGAUGGUACCGGAAUCUUUUGGCGUUUCUUCUACUGGAUUGACCGAGGCAGUUUUGAGCUGAGUGCCGAUUCUUUCACAACCUUCCGGGAGAUUUUAACCCGUCACAAAAACCUAGUGACUGGUUACCUCUCGACCAAUUUUGAUCGAUUCUUUGCGAAAUUCAACGAGGUGCUUGUGAACUCCAAUUCAUAUGUGACCAAGCGACAGAGCAUCAAGCUCUUAGGCGAGAUUUUGCUCGACCGGGCCAAUUACAAUGUAAUGAUGGCCUAUGUAGAGAGUGGUGACAAUUUGAAGCUGUGUAUGAAAUUGCUGCGAGAUGAUCGGAAGAUGGUUCAGUACGAAGGAUUCCACGUGUUCAAAGUAUUUGUUGCCAACCCAAACAAGUCGGUGGCCGUGCAGCGGAUUCUUAUCAAUAAUCGCGAUCGCUUGUUGAGAUUUCUGCCUCGCUUCCUGGAGGAUCGAACUGAAGACGACCAGUUCACGGAUGAGAAGAGCUUUCUGGUCCGUCAGAUUGAACUUCUUCCCAAUGAGCCGGUCGAGCCAGCACGCUCCACCCGUGAGCCUUCUAGAUCCGGCGUCAACGCCGCCGCUGUAGCUUGAAAAGCUAGAUCAGGAGUGUGUCAUCUAACACUUCAUCUUGUGCUGUGGAUAUUUGUUUUGGCCCUUGCUGGGUAUGAUUUCCGUAUUCCACUCCCUUCUCUUGUGAAUUAUUUGAACUUGAUGCGCAGGACUACAUGCAUUGAAUGUAUGUAAUGCCUGGGUCGGAUUUG